Molecule: messenger RNA, 746 nt
Organism: Sceloporus undulatus (fence lizard)
Lineage: Eukaryota; Metazoa; Chordata; Lepidosauria; Squamata; Phrynosomatidae
Product: zinc finger protein 397-like
Exons: 2
Source: RefSeq, a predicted model, not a curated record
UGCAGAGUUACAGAGAGCUACAGAUCUCCGCAGAGACCUUACCUCCUUGAGAAAGAAAUCAGUAGCAGGAAAGAAAAGCUCUCCGAUCCUCUUUCACCCAUAGGAUGAGGACAGAAGAGAGAGCAGUGUCCAGAUCUCAGGUUGCGAGACGGGGUUUUGCUCUGGGCAACAGGGACCUCUGGGGGAAUACAGUCCAUAGAGUCCUGGACGGGACCCACAUGCAGUGGGCCAACCAAGCCCAUCACUUCCGGAUGUUUUGCUACCGGGAAUCGGAGGGGCCCCGGGAAGUUUGUGGCCGGAUCCGGGCCCUCUGCCUCAAGUGGCUGAAGCCGGAGAAGCACACCAAGGCUCAGAUUGUGGACCUGGUGAUUCUGGAGCAGUUCCUCAAAGUCCUGCCCCACGAAAUGGGAGGCUGGGUGAGAGGCCAGCAACCAGAAAACAGCACCCAGGCAGAGGCCCUUGCGGAGCACUUUCUCCUCAAACAGGCUGAAGGAGCCCAGGUUGCGCCUGACUUGGCCACUCAGGCCCCAGAGGCAGAGAAGGACCCACCAAACCCCAGACGGAGCCUGCGCUUCAGUGGGGUCGCACAAGAAGAGGACCCAAGCGCCACAUUGCCAGGUAGGCAUUUCCAUGGGUUCCCUCCACUUGGUCUCUUCCUCUCAAAUACUUCUGAAAUCCGUCUUGAGACCUUGAGAAAAGGAGACCUGUCCAACCCAGAAGCAGAAGUCAACCUGCCAGAGGUCAUU